AUGAUUUUUUCUUCAUCCGAGUGCGUGACCUGGCUUUCAUUGGGCAUGAUAGAGUCUGCUGUUAUAAUAGCGGGGAACCUUAUUUCAAUCAUUCUUUUUAUGAAGAACAAUUGUCUUCGCAAAAGAGGCUUGUUCUUGGUUAUUAACUUGACGGUAGCUGACAUGUUGGCUGGGGGAAGUUUCAUUGCAGAUUUAUUUUUUACAUUGAAUAGCAGCUACUGCAAAUUUUCUGAAUUGAACUUGGGAUCAUAUUGGAGAACUGUGCCUUUAAACUUCGCCAUCCUUUUUUUUCCUUUGGCAUCUCUGACAAACAUUGCUAUGAUUUCUUUACAACAAACACACGCCACGUUUCGUCCAUUCCAGCAUCGGGUCAUCAAAAAGUGGGUCUACGGUGUAGCGAUUGCUUUUGUCUGGGUUUUGGCUGCCACAGUAUCAGCAACAGUGGUGUCAUUUAAGCUCUCCACGAAUUCGAGGUCACAUUAUUUUUACUUAUGGCAAUCAUACAACUGUUUGUGUCUAUUUGUUAUCUGUGUUUCUUACACUUCUACCGUUGUUAAAUUUUGUUGUGGAGCGCGUCCUCCGCACCAUGGUGCAGCCAGAAGACAAAGAAAACUUACUGUGACAUUACUCUUAAUGACUGUUGUAUCUUUACUGAUGUGGCUACCAUAUGUUGUAGCCACUUUUGUUAAUUUUAGAACUAACCAUGUCAAGUCCUUAUCUGUUCCAAAACAGUUUCGUUUGAAUAUCGCUUUGAUUUUUUUGUACAACGCAAACUCUCUUGUUAAUCCCAUAUUAUACGCUAUCAGAAUGCCAGAGUUUAGAAGAGCUCUGCUCUCUUUAUUUAGGCGUCAACAAAACCAAAUGAUCGGUAAUAUUCUUCUUCGUCGUUUGUAA
Molecule: messenger RNA, 894 nt
Organism: Porites evermanni
Lineage: Eukaryota; Metazoa; Cnidaria; Anthozoa; Scleractinia; Poritidae
Source: the annotation of a GenBank genome assembly